Molecule: messenger RNA, 1148 nt
Organism: Biomphalaria glabrata
Lineage: Eukaryota; Metazoa; Mollusca; Gastropoda; Planorbidae
Product: nucleoside diphosphate kinase 6-like
Exons: 6
Coding region: 277-747 (156 amino acids)
Biological process (GO): UTP biosynthetic process; GTP biosynthetic process; CTP biosynthetic process
Molecular function (GO): nucleoside diphosphate kinase activity
Source: RefSeq, a predicted model, not a curated record
GAAGCCAAAAGAAAGUCCAUAACUGGGAACAGAUGUAGAUGGCAAAAAAAAAAUCUAAAUUGACCACCAGCAGAAAAUGGUUAUGUCUGGGCUGUGUGGCAAAAUAUGUUGGUCACAGCUGGGUCUGUGUACUCACAGGAAAUAAUGCAUUCCUCAUUAAUCUUGUGACUCGAAGACAAGCCUUAUUGUGGCUAGAAUAUAUUAUAGAUUUAUACUCCAUUUCACUUCGAAUCUAGAUCUAGAUCUAAAAAGAUAGCUGUAAAUAUAGAUAUUAAAAUGAUGCUGUAUUAUACUACAAAUGUAACAAGGAUGAUAUUAGAGAAUGGUUUUUAUGUGAUAGAAUCCAAGAGACUGAUCCUUACAACAUCUCAAGCUGAGCAGUUUUAUGCAGAACAUAAAGGAAAAUUUUUCCAGAAUAGAUUGGUUUCAUUUAUGAGCAGCGGUCCAUUAUGGACUUAUAUUUUAUGUGGUGACAAUGCUAUCAGUAGAUGGAGAAAGUUAAUGGGACCAACUAAAGUUCUCAAAACUGUUUAUGAUGAACCAUUAAGUAUAAGAGGAUUGUAUGGACUGACAGAUACAAGAAACUGUACCCAUGGCUCAGAUUCAGAAGAAAAUGCUGAAAGAGAGAUACAAUUUUUCUUCCCAGAAUUCAAUAUAAAAAAAUGGUAUGAGACAGAGCAUGAUUUCUUCAGGCAAGAUUUUGUUGAAUUUGAUCAUGAUAAACUGAAACAUGUUAUAUGUUCAUAAAAUACUAAACUAUUCAAAAGUAGGCUAUGUUUUGUCAGACAAAGUUAUAUGUGAUUACAGUACUGUAUCAUUAAGAAUAAAUCAUGCAUUUUAUAUAAACAUUGUUCAGCAGUGAAUAGUCACUUGUACAAUAUUGUAAUAAAUUUAUAAUUAAUGUAAAUAAUAAACAAUAAUAUCCACUUGCUGAGAAGGUAUAAAAGUUGAUUAUAAGUUGAUUAUUAGAGACCAAUUUAUUAAUCAUAUUGUUUUUUUAUAACAUGCUUAGAAAUCAGUUUUUAUUUCAUGUCAGUAUUGAUGUACAUUUACAUUUGGAAAAAAAUGAAUUCUCUGUCUUUUUGAGAAUGUAUAGUUGACCAUAUGAACUGUUUACAAUUUUUCCUCAAACGUGUAAUAAAUAUAUA